AUGCAGGUCCUGACAGCUCAAUUGCUCCUGGCCAGCAGCCUUGCCCAGGCGACCGUGGCCUGGCACGAGCAAAUCCCGCUGGGCGGCGUGCCGGAAAUCUUACCUGUCGUCGACAAGGCACUCUCAUAUCGUGACGAUCUUGUGUCUCUCCACAAGUCUCUCGUCGACAUCCAGUCCAUUAGCUUCGACGAGAGCGAGGUCGGCCAGUUUCUUGUCGACUAUCUCACCGAGCGCGACUUUGUCGUGUAUAAGCAGUUCCUCCCCACGUCAAACAAAACCGCCAGUGGCCCCUCUGAGGACGACAAGGCGCGCUUCAACGUGGUCGCCUGGCCUGGCUCACGCGGCCCGCGGCCGUUUCCCAAGGUCCUUGUGACCAGCCACAUCGACACUGUCCCCCCGUUCAUUCCAUAUUUGCGGUCCGACCACGGCCGUGCCAUCAACGGGGAGACGGUCAUCGCCGGCCGCGGCAGCGUGGACGCGAAAGCCAGCGUGGCCGCGCAGAUCAUUGCGGUGUUCGAGCUGCUCGAAGCUGAGGAGAUCGAGCGCGAAGAUGACGUCAUGCUGCUCUUCGUCGUCGGCGAGGAGCGGAGCGGCGACGGCAUGCGCGUCUUCUCGGACGCCGUCGCGAGGCGAGAUCCGCCGCUCGAGUUGCGCGCGGCCAUCUUUGGCGAGCCGACCGAGGGCAAGCUCGCGUGCGGGCACAAGGGGUUCUUUGACUGCGAGAUCACCGUGCACGGCAAGGCCGGGCACAGCGGGUAUCCAUGGCUCGGCAAGAGUGCAAACGAGGUGCUCAUGCGCGCGCUCACCAAGGUUCUUGACACAGAUCUCGGGAGCAGCGAAGAGUAUGGUAACACGACGGUCAACGUCGGACUGCUUCAGGGCGGCGUGGCGCCAAACGUCAUCCCCGAGAAGGCCACGAGCAAGAUUGCCGGCCGUGUGGCGAUUGGGCCGCAGGACGGGGGCAGUCAGAUUGUGGUGGAUCGCUUGAUCGACGUGCUCAAGAGCGUCGACGAGGAAGGGAUCGAGUACCAGUGCUACACCGGUUAUGGUGUGGUCAAGUGCGAAUGCGAUGUGGACGGCUUCGAGACUGCCGUGAUGAACUAUGGUACCGAUGUAGCAAAUUUUCGCGGCACCCACACCAAAUACCUGUAUGGGCCUGGCUCGAUUCUGGUUGCCCACGGCCCGGAUGAGGCGCUCAAGCUCAAAGAUAUGGAGGAUGCGGUGGAAGGUUACAAGAAGUUGAUUCUGCACGCGCUAGGUAACUGA
Molecule: messenger RNA, 1266 nt
Organism: Microdochium trichocladiopsis
Lineage: Eukaryota; Fungi; Ascomycota; Sordariomycetes; Xylariales; Microdochiaceae
Product: acetylornithine deacetylase
Exons: 1
Coding region: 1-1266 (421 amino acids)
Molecular function (GO): hydrolase activity
Source: RefSeq, a predicted model, not a curated record